Molecule: messenger RNA, 1067 nt
Organism: Daktulosphaira vitifoliae (grape phylloxera)
Lineage: Eukaryota; Metazoa; Arthropoda; Insecta; Hemiptera; Phylloxeridae
Exons: 2
Coding region: 252-1055 (267 amino acids)
Source: RefSeq, a predicted model, not a curated record
CAUGUUAAAACCUGUCUGAACGCGUUCAAAUCUCUGUUCAUCCUGUUUGAACCCCGUCUGCUUGUGUUUACAACUGUUUGUAUCAUAUCUAUCGGCGAAAAUUAGACUAUUAAUUGCUAUUGGGUUUAAAUUAGUUAAUAACUUCACCGUGGUGUAAGCAUAGCGCUAUAAUCGUUAUAAGAUUUUUAUAUAAACAGACGUUACUUUAACUUGUUGGUAAUGUGUUAAGUCGAUAUUUGUAUACUUUAAGAAUGGCUGGUUCUCUCGCUACAAUUGCCAAAUUCUAUAACAAACAAACAUUUUUUAAACCCCAACCUCACAGUGAAUUAAUCGAUUGCACUGAUUACGUUUUGAAUUUCAAUCCUCGUAAAAUCAUUCAGAUAGGAUUGGAUCCAAAAGAUCGAUUUAACAUAACUAUUCGUUUACUAUCGUCAACCCGUUACAUACUUAUAACGAUAGAUUUCCUACAAUGGAUUUAUACGUUGAUGGGUAAUAUUCUGUCGCUAAUUCUCGACCCGGUAUCAAGACAAAGGAUUAUUUUACUCAAGGAUGAAUACGUUACACUCUCAAAGACUACGUUUCAAGGAGAGUCUUCGCUAGUCUUUGAAUCACAAGCACAAGAUGAAUGCCGAGUGUUACUCACCCAAUCAGACAUUUUAAAACUCAGCGCUUUGGAAUGUUGUAUCUUUGAGACUAUCAAUCAAAAGAUGACUGUAAUUCAACCAUUGGUUCUACAACAGUUGGAACAGAUGGCUCAAUAUAUGAAAUCUCAGUAUGAAGUAAAUGUGGAAAACAAAUGUAUGUUGAUCAAUGCGGUUUCGGAUUAUACGAUUAGAAAUAGUUUACCCAAUAGCGAUCUGAGCUACAUAAGCCAAAUAAAACAAUUUGCGAGCCAGCAGUUGGAACAACGGUGGACGAUGCUGGAAGAAUAUACUAAAGAAAUGUCUUCUAACGGAGAAAACGUACGCUCGACAUUUUUUGGAUCGCUGGCUGAUGAUACAACAGAUGCAAAUAUUCAGUCGGAAACAAUCAUACCAUCAAGUACAAACAACUAAGAAAUACGAACA